Molecule: messenger RNA, 6061 nt
Organism: Syngnathoides biaculeatus (alligator pipefish)
Lineage: Eukaryota; Metazoa; Chordata; Actinopteri; Syngnathiformes; Syngnathidae
Product: A disintegrin and metalloproteinase with thrombospondin motifs 20-like
Exons: 39
Coding region: 38-5746 (1902 amino acids)
Biological process (GO): extracellular matrix organization; proteolysis
Cellular component (GO): extracellular matrix
Molecular function (GO): zinc ion binding; metalloendopeptidase activity
Source: RefSeq, a predicted model, not a curated record
CGAAGGGGUCGCCGCGGAGAGCACCGCCGCGGAAACCAUGCAGUGUGCAAUCUGGCUGGUGGGACUCGCGUGUCAACUGUCAGCGCUUGUGCGGCUCGCCGCGCAGUACCGGUUGCAUCCAAAACAAGAAGUCUUCAUCAAGCAGCUGUCAUCGUACGAAAUCACCAGCCCGGUGCGGGUCAAUGACUUCGGCGAGUCCUUCCCGCACACGUCGCACUACAGGCGCAGACGCAGGAGCGUAAACGACGAGCCGUCCGUCCCGCGGCUCCACUACCGGAUCGACGCGUUCGGACGACGCUUCCACCUCAACCUGAGCGCGCACUCGGACUUCAUCGCGCCCGCCUACGCGGUCACGCACUUGGGAGCGGCCGGCGAGAGCCCGCCCGGGGAGGCCGCGGACUUGCGCCACUGCUUCUUCCGAGGACACGUCAACUCCCGAGAGGAGCAGCCGGCGGUGUUCAGCCUGUGCACCGGACUCAUGGGUACUUUCACAACGUCGGACGGCGAGUACUUCCUGGAGCCCCUUUUGAACGCCGAGGGGGAGGAGGAGUACGACGACGAGCACCACAAACCCCACCUGGUCUAUCGGCACGAGAGGAAACGGAACAUCUCCAGCGACGGCGUGCCGUGUUCGGCCUCAGACGACGGCGUAACGAUAGCGUCUUUGGAGGGUCAACGGAACAUGGCCGAUGAGCUGGACUCUCUCCGAGCUGCCACGGACGAACGCAACGCCACCGCUACAAACGUAACGCAGCCCAAGCACCCACGCAGACGCAAGCGCUUCCUCUCCUACCCGCGCUACGUCGAGCUGAUGGUGACCGCCGACGCCAAGAUGGCACGUCACCACGGACGCAACCUCGAGCACUACAUCCUAACAAUCAUGUCAGUAGUAGCAGCUGUGUACAAAGACCCCAGCGUAGGAAACCUCAUCAACAUCAUGAUUGUCAAGCUGAUCGUCAUCCACAAUGAACAGGAUGGCCCCACGGUGAGUUUCAACGCCGCCACCACGUUGCACAACUUCUGCACGUGGCAGCAGAAGCAAAACGUCAAGGACGACAGCCACCCCUCUCACCACGACACCGCCCUCCUCAUCACAAGGGAAGAUAUCUGCCGUGCAAAAGACAAGUGUGACACUCUCGGGCUCGCAGAACUGGGGACCAUGUGCGACCAGUACCGCAGUUGUUCUAUCAGCGAAGAAAACGGAAUUAGCGCCUCCUUCACUAUCGCCCACGAGCUGGGCCAUGUGUUCAACAUGCCCCACGACGAUAACCCUAAAUGUCGUGACUCCGGCAUGAAACACCAGUAUCACGUCAUGGCUCCCACGCUCAACCACGACACCAACCCCUGGUCGUGGUCCAAGUGCAGCCGCAAGUACAUCACCGAGUUCCUUGACACUGGCUAUGGGGAGUGCCUUUUGGACGAGCCCGUAGGAAGGACGUAUGAACUCCCCACCCUCCUCCCUGGUCAAAUCUACAAUGCCAACAGACAGUGUGAACUCAUGUUUGGACCCGGUUCCCAAAUUUGCCCUUACAUGAAACAAUGUAAAAGGCUGUGGUGCACAAGUGCAGAGGGGGACCACAAAGGAUGUCGCACACAACACAUGCCGCUGGCUGAUGGGACUGAAUGUGGACAUGGGAUGUACUGCAGACACGGGAUGUGUGUCAACAAGGAACUGCACUUGCAGCCCGUCCACGGGGAAUGGGGUGCCUGGGGGCCCUACAGCGCCUGCUCCAGGUCCUGCGGCGGAGGGACACGGAGCACCACCAGAGACUGCAACAAGCCAGAGCCUAGGAACGGCGGUAAAUUCUGCGUGGGACGGCGGAUGAAGUUCCGCUCCUGCAACACCGAGCCCUGUCCUCGAGGACAGAAAGACUUCCGCGAGGAUCAGUGCUCUCACUUCGACGGGAAGCACUUCAACAUCAACGGUCUACCUCCCACCGUCCGCUGGGUCCCCAAAUACAGUGGCAUACAAUUGAACGAUCGGUGCAAGCUCUUCUGCCGUGUUGCCGGGACGACGGCGUACUACCAGCUGAAGGACCGCGUGAUCGACGGCACUCCGUGCGGCACGGACACGUACGACAUCUGCGUUCAAGGCCUCUGCAGGCAAGCGGGCUGCGAUCACGUCUUGAACUCAAAGGCCAGGAAUGACAAGUGUGGCGUGUGCGGGGGAGACAACUCCUCGUGCAAAACCCAGGCAGGGACGUUCAACGAUGCUCAGUACGGCUACAACACUGUCGUCCACAUCCCAGCUGGUGCUACCAACAUCGAUAUUAAGCAGGUCAGCUACUCCGGAAAGCCAGAAGAUGACAACUACCUCGCACUAUCCGACAGCCAGUCCAACUUCCUGCUGAACGGGAACUUUGUGGUGGCCAUGUUCAAAAGGGAAAUCACCUUCAAGGGAACGGUCAUCGAGUACAGCGGCUCCGACACCAAAGUGGAGCGCAUCAACUGCACCGAUCGCAUCGAGGGGGAGCUCGUUCUGCAGGUUUUGUGCGUGGGAAACCUCUACAACCCAGACGUCCGCUACUCCUUCAACAUACCCAUCGAGGAGCACACGGAGCAGUUUGUGUGGGAUCCCUCGGGCCCUUGCCUGGAGUGCAACCGCAUCUGUCAGGGGGAGCGGCGGCGGAAGGCGGCCUGCGUGCGGAAGAGCGAUCGCCUGGAGGUAUCGGACCAACGAUGCGAACAUUUACCUCGUCCCGUCGGUGUCACUGAGCCUUGCAACGACGACUGUGAAGUCAGGUGGCAUGUCGCCGGGAAGAGUGAAUGCUCAGCUAAAUGCGGCGCAGGUUACCGCACCCUGGACGUGCAGUGCGUGAAGUACAACCUGAUAAAGUUGCAGAGCGAGCGGGUGGAGGCCAGUUCUUGCCUGGAUGCCGUCAAGCCUCCGACUCGAGAGAGCUGCCAUGGCGAUUGUCUUCUCAAGAACUGGCAGUACAGUGCCUGGUCACAGUGCUCCAAGACAUGCGGACGGGGGACUCGCAGCCGAGAGUCGUACUGCAUGAACAACCUGGGCCGGCGGCUGGUGGACAGGGAGUGCGGCGAGCACCAGAGAGCGGUCACGGAAACCUGCAACGACCAGCCGUGUCCCAAGUGGACCGUUAGCGAGUGGAGCGAGUGCCUGGUGACGUGUGGUAAAGGGAUGAGGCACAGGCAGGUUUCGUGCACCGCAGCGGCCAGAGAAGAAAAGCUGAGCGAGCACUUGUGCGACCCGUCCAGCAAGCCGCCCUCCGUCGGGAGCUGCGAGCUGCCCGAAUGCGCAUCCUGGCAGGUCGGCGUGUGGGGAGCGUGUCCAGUCACCUGCGGCCGUGGCUACCAGAUGAGAGCGGUGAGGUGUGUGUCGGGGGACUAUGGCAACACAGUGGACGACAGGGAGUGCAACGCUGCGGCCAGGCCCAGAGACAAUCAGGACUGCGAAAUGCUGGCGUGCCCGUGGGCCUCUCCGGGCCAGAGCACGCCACCACCUGACAACUCUGCUCAGCUCCAGACCCAGUGGAGAUACGGCUCUUGGACUGCAUGCUCUGCAACCUGCGGCAAAGGCAAGCGGGCGCGCUACGUCAGCUGCCGAGACGCCCAGGGCAGCGUGGCCGACGAGUCCUACUGCACCCACCUGCCCCGGCCGCCGGAGACCUCCGCGUGCUUCAGUCCUUGUGGCCAGUGGCGCACCGGGGAGUGGUCUCCCUGUUCAGUGACAUGUGGCGCCGGAAGGUCUACCCGUCAGGUCCUGUGCUCCAACUACCACCAGCCUGUGGACCACUCCUUCUGCGACCCAGACGAGAGGCCCGCUACAGAGCAGGAGUGCACGGCCGCGCCCUGCUCUUCGGUCUACCACCGCCAACGUAUCGACCAGCCCUACGGGUACCCCAAGGACCCGGGGCGCCACCCCGGCCACAGCAGCUGGAACGUGCCGUCAACGGACAACCAGUGGAGGACCGGACCCUGGGGCGCAUGUUCCAGCACCUGUGCCGGGGGCUUCCAGAGGCGAGUGGUGGUCUGCCAGGACGCCCACGGCCACAGCAACAGCUACUGCGAUGAGAGGGUCAAGCCGGCCGAGUCCAAGAGCUGCAACUCGGGGCCGUGUCCGCUGUGGAACUUCGGCGUCUGGGGAGAGUGCACUCAGAGCUGCGGAGGGGGAAGGCGAACCCGCCUGGUGGUGUGCCAGAGGCCCAGCGGCGAGCGUCUCAACGACUACAACUGCGACAUCCUGGACAAGCCGCUGGACAUGGAGCAGUGCAACCUGCAGCCCUGCGCGGGCUCCGCCUCCUGGCACCGCAGACCAUGGAAGCCGUGUUCAGCGACUUGCGGGCGGGGCAUCAAGCACCGGGAGAUCAUCUGCAUUGACCAGAACGGAACCAAAAUAGAAGAGGAACACUGCGGCCCCCUGCCUCGCCCCCGGACCGAGAAGGCCUGCCGGGCCCGCGGGUGCCCCACGUGGAAAGCCAACAGGUGGAGCAAGUGCUCAGCCACAUGUGGAGUGGGACUCCAGAGCCGAGGAGUCUACUGCAGGCUCAAAGGCAGCGGAAAGGUCAGCGAAGAUCUAUGUGACGCUCCAUCACGGCCUGCCGUCGUCCAGCGGUGCCAAACUGCAGAAUGCACCCGUUACACUUGGGUCGCUGCUCCAUGGAAGGAAUGCAACGCCACUUGCGGAGGCGGCAUGCGGAGCAGGGCCGUGGACUGCGUGGGCCCGAGCAUGACCCCGGCGCGGGCGGACCACUGCGAGCCGUCGUCCCGUCCGCCGGCGCAUCAGCCGUGCGAAGGAGUGCCGUGCCGCCGCGUGUGGACCGCAGGGGAGUGGUCGCAGUGCUCCGCGAGCUGCGGCCUUGGCUACCAACAGCGUGCGGUGUCCUGCUCGACGGCGCCCUCCCCUCGGGCCCCGCGUCAUUACGCCGCCCAGUCGCCCGCCGCCGGGACCCGCUGCUCAGAGUCCCGUCCUCCGAGCACCAGGCCGUGCCUCCUCAAGAACUGCCCACGGGCCACCUACUGGAAAGUCAGCCGCUGGAGCAAGUGCUCUCAGACUUGCGGGGCAGGAGUGACGGAGCGCAGCGUGGAGUGCGUGACCUCCGAAGGAGCGGCGUCCGAGCAGUGCCCUCCCUCAGAAAGGCCGGAGUCUCAAGCUGCGUGUCAGGAUCGAGAAUGCCAGUCGUUCACCUCCUGCCGGGAGGUCCAGAUGCGACAGGGCGUCAGGAUGGACGGGGAGUAUUACCUCAAAGUCAAGUCCCGCAUCCUACAGAUUUACUGCGCGGAGAUGCAAACGGAUUUCCCCAAGGAGUACGUGACGCUGCGGAGCGGCCAAACGGACAAUUACUCCGAAGUGUUCGGCUACAGGUUGCUGAACCCCUUCGAGUGCCCUUACAACGGCAGCCGGAGACAGGACUGCAACUGCAGGAAUGACUACAGCGCGGCGGGGUACACCCUCUUCUACAAGGUCCGCUUGGACCUGAGCACCCUGAGGAUACUGAUCACCGACCUGCGCUUCUCCCAGACUCCCUUCGGUCGACCUGUGCCCUUCGCCACGGCGGCGGACUGUUACAGCGCCGCCAAGUGUCCACAAGGCCAGUUCAGCAUCAAUCUCAUUGGCACCGGGCUCAGAGUGGCUGAGGCCACCAAAUGGACGUCUCAGGGCAACUACGUUUCUGUCAAGGUCCACAGGUCUGAGGACGGGACAAGAAUCUACGGCCGGUGCGGCGGUUUCUGCGGGAAGUGCCUUCCCCAGGCGAGCAGCGGCCUCCUCCUUCAGGUCCACUGAGGAUCCCGAAGACUGCCGACCAGCGAAAAUGUGCACCGACACCGGUUGGGGGGGGACGCCGUCCACAUCCUGUUAGAAAACAGUGCCGACUUCACCAAAACGCGCGGCGACUGUGUUUUAUUACGGCGCCUUUAAAGUGGGACUCUCUGCAUUUGAAAUGAUGAAUGAUACUCAAAGAUGUCGGACACUUUUAUGUGACACACAAACAAAGGGACGCAAUCCUUAACUCACCGGACUGACUGACAGGGAAAGCAACCAAAUGAGGAGCUCUCACUUUUGUUUUGAUUGUUUUCGUGAAGAAAAUAACUAAUUUUG